Molecule: messenger RNA, 3272 nt
Organism: Ochlerotatus camptorhynchus
Lineage: Eukaryota; Metazoa; Arthropoda; Insecta; Diptera; Culicidae
Product: ankyrin-1-like
Exons: 3
Coding region: 1-1476 (491 amino acids)
Molecular function (GO): protein binding
Source: RefSeq, a predicted model, not a curated record
AUGGACACGACCACUUAUAAAGGACACGACCAGUUAAUCCAACUGUUGAUUAACAAAGGUGCCAUUGUUAACAAGAGUACAAUUGACGGUAGAACUCCACUUCAUAGUGCAGCACAGAGUGGUCAUAAGAAUGCUGCAGAACUCUUGAUAUCAAACAAUGCUGACGUAAAUGCAGUGGAUGAAAAACGAUGGACUCCUUUGAAUUCAGCUGCUUUAAAUGGACACGACCAGUUAAUCCAACUGUUGAUUAACAAAGGUGCCAUUGUUAGCAUAAGUUCAAUUGCCGGUACAACUCCACUUCAUAGCGCAGCACGGAAUGGUCAUAAGAACGUUGCAGAACUCUUGAUAUCAAACAAUGCUGACGUGAAUGCAGUGGGUGAAAACCGAUGGACUCCUUUGAAUUCAGCUGCUUUUAAUGGACACGACCAGUUAAUCCAACUGUUGAUUAACAAAGGUGCCAUUGUUAACAAGAGUACAAUUACCGGUAGAACUCCACUUCAUAGUGCAGCACAGAAUGGUCAUAAGAAUGCUGCAGAACUCUUGAUAUCAAACAAUGCUGACGUGAAUGCAGUGGAUGAAAACCGAUGGACUCCUUUGAAUUCAGCUGCUUUUAAUGGACACGACCAGUUGAUCCAACUGUUGAUUAACAAAGGUGCCAUUGUUAGCAUAAGUUCAAUUGCCGGUACAACUCCACUUCAUAGCGCAGCACGGAAUGGUCAUAAGAACGUUGCAGAACUCUUGAUAUCAAACAAUGCUGACGUGAAUGCAGUGAAUGAUAAACAGUGUACUGCUCUUCAUUUCUCAGCUUAUAAUGGACACGACCAGUUAAUCCAACUGUUGAUUAACAAAGGUGCCAUUGUUAACAAGAGUUCAAUUACUGGUAGAACUCCACUUCAUAGUGCAGCAUGGAAUGGUCAUAAGAACGUUGCAGAACUCUUGAUAUCAAACAAUGCUGACGUGAAUGCAGUGAAUGAAAAACGUUGGACUCCUUUGAAUUUAGCUGCUCAAAAUGGACACGACCAGUUUAUUCAACUGUUGAUUAACAAAGGUGCCAUUGUUAGCAUUAGUUCAAUUGCCGGUACAACUCCACUUCAUAGCGCAGCACGGAAUGGUCAUAAGAACGCAGCAGAACUCUUGAUAUCAAACAAUGUUGACGUGAAUGCAGUGGAUGAAGAACAAUGCACUGCUCUGCAUUUCGCAGCUCAAAAUGGACACGAUCACUUGAUCCAACUGUUGAUUGACAACAGUGCCACUGUUGACAUUUGUUCGAUUACCGGUAGAACUCCGCUUCACUUCGCAGCAUUGAAUGGUCAUAAAAAUGUUGCUGAACUCUUAUUAGCAAACAAUGCUAACGUCCAUGCAACGGAUGAAGCAAAAUUGACGCCUCUACAUUUGGCAACUGAAAAUGGGCACGAUGCGGUAAUAAAUUAUUUAAUCGAUCAUGGAGCGAACGGCAACUCUCGCAUACACACUUAGAAAUAACUAAUGUUACACGUGACAGAAAAGUUCCGAUUACAUACCGGUUGAGUUCCGCUUCAUAGCGGAGCAUGGCAUGGUCAUAAAAAUGUUGCUGAGCUCUUGCUGAUGUGAAGUGAAGGUGGUGGACGAAGAUCAAUGGACUGCACUUCAGUUGCAGCUUGAAAUGGACAUGCUCAGGUUAUCUAACUAUUGAUUAACAAGUUGCCAAACACCAGCACUCCGGAUAUUGAAGGGGACUCUACCUUUUCGAAGCUCUAAAAUUAGCUCGAGUUUUUUUUUUUCUUUUUUUUUCAAGCAACGUGUUUAACGCAUCAUUUCUAUAACGCCUGGCUAGCCUAUCAGUGCGAAAUUGACAUGAAAAAGAACACGCUUAGAACGAAAGCCUGGCUGUACUUUAUCUCGCCUUGCUUUGCAGCAUCGGUUUUCAAGUUGAAACGUAGCCUCACCAUAAUGACUUUCAAUUCCUUUCACCUACACUUUGUCACCUGCUCUCGUCACUUUUUUAAAAUAAACAUUUGGAGGAAAGAUAGUACGUGUAAUCUUCAAAUGUUUACAUGUGCAAAAUGCAUUAAACAUAUAUUAUGAUUUCUGUCAUAUAAGCCGCGCAACUUCGAGAUUGACCGCCUCCAUGACAGGCUAGCUGAUGAAAGUCGAGUGCUCUUUCACUCUUCCGCUUCACCGAAGCUUGAAAGGAACACGAAUGAUGCGAUGGGAGAAAGAAAGAAUAGCGAUAGACAAUUUGUUUAUAGACGUCAACUGAGGUGCUAGAAUGAUGCAAAGCUGCUCGACUGCAACAGACAAAAGAAAACUAGCAGUUUCUUCGUCGUAUGGAUUCUGUCGAUUGAAGUCUGUAUUGUGACGCCCUGGGUAGAAUCAACAAUCAAUACGAAACUAACGAUUUCAAAUUGGCUCACUACUUGACUAGCCUAUUGGUCCCAAGCAAAUCGAUUGACGUACCCCAUUCUAGUCAAAAUUCUAGUACUACACAAUGUUUGUUUUGAUUCGCUAUGAAAGUUUGACAGAUAAAAUGAGGGGUUAGUGGAUUUUCGAGGGGUGAAUCGAUUAGCUUGGGACCGAAGAGAGUACCAGAGCUGAGCCAAAAAGUUGAGCACGUAAUUUCGGGACCUUCUAGUGUUAGAGUUACCUCUAUGGUAGAACUGCGCUUCACAUCUCAGCAUUCAGUGCACAGUAAUAGGAUUUCCAAAUUUCGCGGAAAUCAACUACCGGAUAGAGAAUCACGUUCACUCACAUUCACUUAAUGUUGGCAAAUGAAAUAAAUUAGCUAAAAAAUUUCGAAAAUACAUAAUAGUUAAUUACACCUUAACAGACUGGCAACCUGGGAUUAUCAAGGAAUUUCAAAAGACCUUAAAAACAUGGAAUUAUAAAGAUAUUUUGCCAAAAAUCAGGGAUUUUUUUUUAUAAAGUAUGUUCAGUAGAGUCCCAGAAUCAUGAAAAUGUCUCUAGUCCUGUUGCGAAAAUCUAAUUUUCUGAGCUCUUUGUAGUCUAUCGUCUUAUUUGUGUUGUGACAGCUGAAAGCUAUAAAGUUUACUAUUAUGAGUUUGAAGUUAUUUUAAUUCAAUACAACCUACAUACCAUCGGUCUCAAGCUUCGUAAUUCACAAAUUCAAUAUGUUUAAUAAAUUCAACAUAAUUUUAGGAUUAACGUGUAAUUAGUUUUAACUAAUAUUAUCUAAUUAGGCAUUAUAAAGUAUGGAUUGUAAUUAACUUGUAAAAUUGUGCUUCUAUUCACUUCCUAACACAAUGAUGACAAAUCAAUAACAUGAUGAUGAUCUC